Spathaspora passalidarum NRRL Y-27907 is the source of this 1861-nucleotide messenger RNA. RefSeq names its product phosphate transporter (gene PHO84). Gene Ontology annotation, cellular component: membrane. The coding region runs from base 53 to 1705 and encodes 550 amino acids. The transcript has a single exon. Gene Ontology annotation, molecular function: phosphate transmembrane transporter activity. Gene Ontology annotation, biological process: phosphate ion transport; transmembrane transport. NCBI's taxonomy places the organism in Eukaryota, Fungi, Ascomycota, Pichiomycetes, Serinales, Debaryomycetaceae. The record is from RefSeq and is a predicted model, not a curated record.
AUCAUCAACAACCACUAAAGAGUCUAUCACUUAAUAGUAUACAAUCACUACAAUGACUAACGAUAUUCACGAAACUGGACAUGUUCAUGUCUCCUCUGCUGGUGGUAAGACUGCCUUUAAGGAUUAUAUUGGUCAAUUCGCUGAUGUUGAAGAUCCACUUGAAAGAAGAAGAUUAGCUUUAGAAGAAAUUGAUAGAGCUGGUUUCGGGUGGACUCAAAUGAAGAUGAUUAUGAUUGCCGGUGUCGGUUUCAUGACUGAUUCUUACGAUAUCUUUGCUAUUAACUUGGGUAUCAAUAUGUUGCAAUAUGUUUUCUGGAACGGUACUAUUCCAGCUUCCACUACUACUUUGAUUAAGGUUUCUACUUCUGUUGGUACUGUUAUCGGUCAAGUCGGUUUCGGUUCUGUUGCCGAUCACGUUGGUCGUAAGGCUAUCUAUGGUUUAGAAUUGAUUGUCAUGAUUUUCGCUACUGUUUUCCAAUGUACCUUGGGUGAAUCCCCUGCUAUUAACUUCACUGCUAUCUUCUGUACUAUGAGAAUUCUUAUGGGUAUUGGUAUUGGUGGUGAUUAUCCAUUAUCUUCCAUUAUCUCCUCUGAAUUCUCCACCACCAAAUGGAGAGGUGCUAUUAUGGCUGCUGUCUUCUCUAACCAAGGUAUCGGUCAAGUUUUCGCUGGUAUUGUUGCCAUGAUCUUAGUUGCUGCUUACAGAAGUGACUUGGAACCAGCUCAAACUGGUGCUGAAUGUAUUGGUAACUGUAGAAGAGCCUGUGAUCAAAUGUGGAGAAUCUUGAUUGGUUUCGGUUGUGUUCCAGGUGUCAUUGCUUUAUACUAUAGAUUAACCAUUGCUGAAUCUCCAAGAUAUGCUUUAGAUGUUGUUGACCACGAUGUUGUUCAAAAGGUUGCUGACGCUGAAGCUUCUAUUGCUGCUGAAGCCAAGGAAAUUGUUGCUCCAAAGGCUUCUUUCAGAGACUUUGUUCGUCACUUUGGUCAAUGGAGAUAUGGUAAGAUCUUACUUGGUACUGCUGGUUCUUGGUUCAUGUUGGAUGUCGCUUUCUACGGUUUAGGUUUAAACACUACUACUAUCUUGCAAACUAUUGGUUACGCUGGUCAAGCUAACGUUUACGAAAAGUUGUACAACUCUGCUGCUGGUAACUUGAUUAUCGUCUGUGCUGGUUCUUUACCAGGUUACUGGUUCUCCAUUGCUACUAUUGAUAUCCUUGGUAGAAGAGUUAUUCAAUUAGGUGGUUUCAUUCUUUUGACCAUCAUCUUAUGUAUCAUGGGUUUUGCAUACCACAGAUUAGGUAAUCACGGUUUGUUAGCUUUCUUCGUCUUGGCCCAAUUCUUCCAAAACUUUGGUCCAAACGUUACUACUUUCAUCACCCCAGGUGAAAUUUUCCCAACUAGAUACAGAUCUACUGCUCACGGUAUUUCUGCUGCUACUGGUAAGGUUGGUGCCAUCAUUGCUCAAACCUGUAUUGGUACUUUAGUUAACCACGGUUGUGCUAAGGAUGAACCAAACUGUUUCUUACCUCAUGUUUUAGAAAUCUUUGCCUUGUUCAUGUUGCUCGGUAUCUUCACCACUUUAUUACUUCCAGAAACUAAGAGAAUGACCUUAGAAGAAAUUUGUGAAAAAUACCACGGUGAAAUUGACAACACUAAGUUAACCAGAGAAGUUUACGCUACUGAAUCUUCUGAUGAAAAGCAAUAAACUUUGGGUAUUUAACUUGUGCAUAAAAAUUUUAUUUCGUUUAGAUUGUUUUCUUUUUUUUAAUAUUGGGAAUUUGCAUGACUUGCUAAAGUCAUUGGGAUUUUCAUUUUAUUUUGGUUAUAAUAGAUAUUAAUAGUAAUAGUGUUUGAAAAUUUU